This is a messenger RNA of Poeciliopsis prolifica (blackstripe livebearer), 1140 nucleotides long. RefSeq names its product SUN domain-containing protein 2-like. The record is from RefSeq and is a predicted model, not a curated record. NCBI's taxonomy places the organism in Eukaryota, Metazoa, Chordata, Actinopteri, Cyprinodontiformes, Poeciliidae. Gene Ontology annotation, molecular function: protein-membrane adaptor activity. The transcript has 7 exons. Bases 1 to 1140 code for a protein of 379 amino acids. Gene Ontology annotation, cellular component: meiotic nuclear membrane microtubule tethering complex; nuclear envelope. Gene Ontology annotation, biological process: nuclear envelope organization.
AUGCCUCCAGUGUGCAUGUGCCGGAGCAUGCAUGUGCAUGAGUGUGCACCUCAUGCACACUCAUGCUCCAGUGUGCAUGAGGGCUCCAGUGUGCCCAUCAUGCAGUUAUGUGUCCCCAUCUUGGUGCCUGCACGUUGGCGUUUACCCCAACGUGCAGGCACUCCAGAAAGGGUGGCACACUCAUCAUGCUCCAGUAUGCAUGUGCCCCUCAUGCACAUGCAUGUGUGCACACUCAUCAGGGGCUCCAGUGUGCUCCUCAUGCACACUGGAGUGCAUGAGGUUCAGGGUUCUGACCGUUGUCUGUCCUUAUGGGCCAAACAACAGUUCAGAUUACCCACCCUUUUUGGUACGGGGUACUGGAGUGUGCCUCUCAGGGUCAUGCUUAGAAGAAGUGAACGUUUGAGAAACAACGGAUACUAUGAUAUGGAUGGACAACCUGUUAUUUCAUACAGGGAGACGCCAAUCAGGGCCAUAAGGAGGCGCUUAACAGGUCGUCCUGAAAACCACCCUGCAGUCACAUUUAGACAGAGGUCACAUUAUUCUGGUGACAAUGUGAUUGACAGAGAAAGACAGAUGAUGAUGACUCUGUUGCAGGGUGGUUUUGAUAUAUCAGUCUUUGUCUUUCUCAUCUUCGUCACUUUUGGAUGUAUUUGCUGUAUUAUUUCCUUCCACUCACGAUCUUCAGAGUUGUCUCUCACAACUCUAACAGACAUGGUUACGAUCUUUGGACACAAAGAUCAAAGACAUCUCUCCAACCUGGAGCUCUUGGAGCAGAAGGUUGACUACCUUCUGCCACAAGCAGACCUGUGGCCCAACUUUGCUCUGGAGUCUCAAGGAGCAAAUAUUUUACACAAGAUGACCUCAGAGGCUUAUGACAUCAAUAAAGAAGUUGGAAGGUUUGGGAAAUUGUUCAAGAGACCUCCUAUUGGCCCAGGCAUUGUUAUUAAGGGAAAAAAUCGUCUGCAACCUGGAAAAUGCUGGGCCUUUCCAGGUUUCCAGGGACGUUUGGGCGUCUCACUUUCACACCCAGCCACCAUCAGACAUGUGUCCCUGGGUCACAUUGCUAAGACUGUGUCCCCAACGUCCUCUGUCUCCAGUGCUCCCAAAGAAUUUUCUGUAUAUGUAAGUCAAAUAAAAUGA